AUGUCUCAGGAGCGGGAGAAGUCAUGGCUUGGUGAAGCUCAGGACCUGGACAGGACACAGAGCAAUCAAUCUCUGGAGGAAAUCGUUCCCUCUCCCUCCACGCCUCCAAUGGCUGAUAACCUAGAAGAGGUUUGUGAUGCUCAGAUACUCUGUAGCUCCCAGGGUCCUCCAAUAGCUGAUAACCUAAGAGAGGUUCGUGAUGCUGAGGCACCCAGUAAUUCCCAGGGUCCUCAAGAUGAGCAUCCCUCUACCAUUCCUGCCUCAUCAAGCUCACUGAGCAAAUCAAAUGAAAGCUCCAACAUUGAAGAAGACAAAGAUAAUCCAAGUGCCUCAGAGAUUCUGUCACACAUUGUGAAUAUGUGCAAAUAUUUUCUAAGUAUGCAAGUGGAUUUCCUGGUAGAUUUCCUGCUGGCCAAGUAUAAAAACAAAGACCUGAUUACAAAGGAAGAGAUGCUGAAUGUUGUCCUGCAAGAAUACACAGACUUCUUUCCUGAGAUCCUCAUGAGAGCCACUGAAUGCCUGGAGAUGAUCUUCGGUAUGGAACUGAAAGAAGUGGAUCCCGGCAGCAACAUCUAUGUCGUUCUGAUCAAAUUAGACCUCACCUACGACGGGCUGCUGAGUGAAGUAGAGGGCAUGCCAAAGACUGGCCUCCUCAUACUGAUCUUGAGUGUGAUCUUCAUGAAGGGCAACAGGGCCACUGAAGACGAAGUCUGGGAAGUUCUGAGUGUGACGGGGAUAUAUCCUCAGCAGAAGCACUUCAUCUUUGGGGAUCCCAAGAAGCUCAUCACCAAAGACAUGGUGCAAGAAAAAUACCUUGAGUACCAGCAGGUGCCCAACAGUGAUCCCCCACAGUAUGAAUUCUUGUGGGGCCCACGAGCCCACGCUGAAACCACCAAGAUGAAAGUCUUGGAGUUUGUGGCCAAGGCCCAAAGAAUUGACCCAUGGUCUUUUCCAUCCCAGUAUGAAGAGGCUUUGAAAGAUGAAGAAGAAAGAGCUCAAGCCAGAAUUGCAGCCAUCCUUGGAGGUCUCCCCAUGGGCAGAGCGAGUUCUGCUGGGCUGGCCAGAAGCUUCUCUUACCCCUAA
Elephantulus edwardii (Cape elephant shrew) is the source of this 1083-nucleotide messenger RNA. Its product is annotated as melanoma-associated antigen B16-like. The record is from RefSeq and is a predicted model, not a curated record. The transcript has a single exon. The coding region runs from base 1 to 1083 and encodes 360 amino acids. Gene Ontology annotation, cellular component: nucleus. Gene Ontology annotation, biological process: negative regulation of transcription by RNA polymerase II. NCBI's taxonomy places the organism in Eukaryota, Metazoa, Chordata, Mammalia, Macroscelidea, Macroscelididae.